Haliotis rufescens (red abalone) is the source of this 1136-nucleotide messenger RNA. RefSeq names its product vitelline envelope sperm lysin receptor-like. The transcript has 10 exons. The record is from RefSeq and is a predicted model, not a curated record. Lineage: Eukaryota; Metazoa; Mollusca; Gastropoda; Lepetellida; Haliotidae. Bases 73 to 1083 code for a protein of 336 amino acids.
AUAAAUGAAGGCUGACUGAUAAUACUGAACGUUCCGAGCACUAACCAUCGUGGUGAGAGCAUUACCGACAAAAUGGCGAUUGCGUUCCCCAUAUUGGUGAUUUUCUGCAUGGCGGCUAGCAGCGUCAGGUCGGCGAUACCUCCCGGCUACAUAUUGGAUAUUACCCCCGAAUGCGGGCCUGACGGAAUUGCCGAUGGAGUGGUGAAACUCAUGACUGACUUCAGCGCUGAGGCGAAGGCCUUCUGUGCAGGAGGAACCUCGGUCAAGCUCACGUCCAAAGAUGGCGUCAAUUACGCCGUGCCCGUGUCGUACCCAGGAAAGGGCGGCGGGAAGUCGGUUUGUAAAUACAAAAAAAAGCGAGAUUCCCUGGUAUACACGGUUCUGAUCAUUGUGGCCUUCGGCGAGCCAGGCAGUCGUCUCCACCAGUCGGACGAGGAAUACACCAUCACGUGCACCUUCCAGCCCAAGGGAAAGAAAGACAGCGGUCCUCUGAAGAUCGUUCCCGGUGUAAGCGCUCCAAAGGUGAUCGAAGGCAACAAGGCUCCGGUCAGCGUGUCCGUUGUCAAGGUGUACUUGGCGGACGUCAAGGGCACGCCACUCACCGGCAACAUACCGACAGGGAAGAGCGUCAGACUCAUGGCCAAAACAACCACACCUAAGGACCUCGGCAUCCAGGUGGAGUCGUGUGACGCAAUGGACUCCAAAGGGAACAGAUACUCGCUGUUAAGAGCAGGUUGCGGCGACGGUAUGAUAAUCGAUAAGAAUGCGGGCUUUGUUACUCGCGACAAGAGCUCCUCCAGCCCGUUCUUCAAGGUGUUCACUGUCAAUGGCGACUGGACGCUCCGGUUCGAAUGCAACUUCACAAUAUGUGCUAUAAAAUGCAAUGGCCCCUCUUGUUCAUCACAAAAAACCGCACGAAGACGUCGAGAACCAGGGCUAGUUGGGCGACUACAGUCCUACCUGUGGGGAUGGAAGACCAAUGCUUUCUCGGAACCCUACUCCUUGACGGACAACGGGUAUGCUGUCGCGCGCACGGUCAACGUGGGCUCCUCUCGGUUGGCACGGGACGUACUCAACCCGUAAAAAGUUGAGGAAAAUGUAAUAAGGUGGUUGGAUGUCAAUAAACGUUAUAAAAC